This is a messenger RNA of Heterocephalus glaber (naked mole-rat), 4487 nucleotides long. The record is from RefSeq and is a predicted model, not a curated record. NCBI's taxonomy places the organism in Eukaryota, Metazoa, Chordata, Mammalia, Rodentia, Bathyergidae.
CCUCAAGCUUCCCGAGUGCUGGGAUUACAGAUGUGCACCACCACACCCAGUAGGGAUCCAUUUCAUUUUAUUGCAUAAGGGUUUGUCGAGCUCCUGCUGUGUGCCAGCACUGGUUUAAGUGACAAUAAUACAGUGCUAAAGGGGACACUUAGGUGGGAGUGGGUGCUUGGGGGACAGGGAAGGGGAGACAGACAAACCCUCCCAUGACUUACGUAGCAGAUGGUGUAAGUGCCACCAUCCAGUAGAAUGGGCUACUCUUUUAUCUUUUUAUUUUUUGAGAUGGGGUCUGUGUAUGUUAUCCAGGGUGGUCUUGAACUUGUGGGCUCAAGGGAUCCUACUGAGUAGCUGGGACUACACACCACCCUACCCAGCUUUUGGGGUACUGUCUUAGAGAUGACCUGUUUAGGAAGAUGACACUGAAAAGAAACCUGAAGUGCCAGGGAGUGAGCCAUGUGGGUAUUUGAGGGAAGAGUGUUCUGGGCAGGUGCAAAGGCCCUGUGGUUGGUAUAUGGAAGAUCAUAGAGACUAGAGUGGUUAGAGAGGAGUGAGUGCAGGAAAGCAGCAUAGGAUGUGAAGUCAGAGGUGAGGAUAGGAAACAGUCAUGGUGGGCUUUGUGGGGCAUUGAAAGACUUGGCUCAAUGGGAACCCACCUAGACUUUCUGUACAGAGGAGCACCCUGAGCUGCUUUAGAUCUGAACAGUGCAUGGGGCUGUGUGGAAGCAGGGAGGAGGUUCAGCUUCUCUGCAGUGUCCAGCUCAAGCACCUAGGUGGCAGCAGUGGGGUGGUGGUUGGAUGCUGGGUACUCGCCAGGCAGCUGGGUGACUGGGAAGCAGGUGGAGGUCAGGGGCGAGGACAGAUGGCUGAAGGGCAGAGUGAGCUGGCAGAGGACCCUGGAGAUGCCUGAACUGCAUAGAGUGGAGCCUCCUGCCCCCUGCCACUGAGGAGAGGGCCACGCAGAUGGCCAUGGUGAAGGGCCGCUUCAUGGGGGACCCCUCACAUGAAUACGAGCAUACCGAGUUCCAGAAGAUGACGGCUGAGGACGAUGUCGUGGUCCAGGUCAAGGAAGAGACCCGCUUGGUGUCCGUCAUUGACCAGAUCGAUAAGGCUGUGGCCAUCAUCCCCCGAGGUGCCCUCUUCAAGACCCCCUUUGGACCUGUCCACGUCAACCGGACAUUUGAGGGACUGCCUUUGUCUGAGGCUAGGAAGCUCAGUUCCUACUUCCACUUCCGGGAGCCUGUGGGCCUGAAGAACAAGACCCUGCUGGAGAAGGCGGACUUGGACCCCUCCCUGGAUUUCCUGGACUCCUUGGAGCAUGACAUCCCCAAAGCGGUGGUGACGGGCAGUGCAACAGCUGAAGGCCACCUGGAGGCUGAUGCCCGGCCCUUCCUCAUCCGCCUCCCCAGGGUCCUGGAGUAUCCAGAUGGAGCGGGGCAAUUCGCUUGUGGUGCUGCGAAGCCUGCUGUGGCCAGGCUUCACCUUCUUCCACACCCCACGCACCAGGAACCAUGGCUACAUCUACGUGGGCACUGGACACCGUUGCUGUGCAUGCUGGAGAGGGUGAUGGAAAAGGCAGGCACCAGAAGGACAGCAAUGCCAUUUCAAACUGGGAGUGACUCCCUCAGCCUGGGCCUGCCGAGGUCUGAGGAGUGGUAGAGAACCCGAGGCAAGAUAGCUAAAUACACUCAUCAGCCUGUGGGCACUUCCUACACCUGGCGAGGAUGCACAACUACAACACCAAGAGCAAAGGAAGAACAAGCUAACAGGCCACAUCCAGCAAAUGUCCUUGGGGUUCUCUCUGGUUCUCCCAGUUUCCUUAGACAGAGAGAAGCCACAGCCAUUAGCUAGGAACUGGUAUGAAGCAACUGCUCAAUAAACGCUGGCUAUUUUUAGGGUACAAAAUACUCUCACAGUCCCUUUCUAACUGCUAAAUACUGCACGAGAAAACUUGGCCCACACAGUGAGGCUGCAAACUGUCACUCAUAAUAUAAAACCCUAUUUAAACAGCAGCUUGGUUACCAUGGUUUUACUCAGUGUUGGCCAAGGCAAGAGACAGACCAGAAAGAGCCCACGGUCCAUCACUUUUAGAAUCAGUGAACGCUGUACGCAGUUCCCUAGGCAAUGUCCAUCCUGUGCACACAGCGGGCAGGGAUGGCAGGGGAGACCUGCUGCUUAUCCCUCAUGAAGUAGGUGCUUCUGAUUUCUUCUUUUUGUCUAUGUGCAUUUCUCCAGUUUCUAAAACAAACAUAUAUUGCUUUUGUAAUAAAAAAAUAAACAAUAAAAAGACAAAGGUUUGUCUAAGGAGAAAAGGAAAUUCUAACCCAGCCAGAGGCCCAUGGCAGCAUCUGUGACCGACAUCUAAUUGGACCCAGACUGCCUGGAAUUGGUCCCCGUUUGUUUUCUGGGCAAUCCAUUCAUGAAGACUCAUUACUCUAAAACAACCAACCUGAGAUGCCCUCUGUGUCCAACUCCAGACAAAGGAGAAAGGAGGGCCAGCAAGGCCCUGAGACUUUCUCCAGAGAACACUGUGGUCACUAAUCAAUUCAAAGACCAGCUAGGUUCCUCCACCUGAAAGAAACUGCGUCACCCCACACACGGAUCCACUUGUACAGAACAGAGACCAACCCGAGAAUGGGAUGUGGAUGAGACUCAACCUGGUCGGCAGUCUGAAGCCAGCACAGCUGCAGAGGGGAGGGAAGGUCACUGCUGAGUGCUAGUCUGCAGACACAGCCUGGGGUGGGGUGGAGGUAGAAGAAGGGCACAUCCCCAGCCCAGCCAGGCUCCAGGCACCCCAGAAACUGCAAAUUUGCAAAAACCAAGUUGGGAAAGGGCCUGAGGGUGAGCAAGUCUGAGCAGUGCCAGGUAGGGGGAAAGUUGCUGAGAAGCCCCAAGGAAACAAAAGCAGAGACACAUUCUGAGACCAGUGGAGUCAGUGAAGAACAAUGCCCUGAAACAGAGGAUAAACAUGUGGUUCCCUUCUCUGGGCAGGCACUUGGGUCCUAACCAUGAGGUAAACAAGUCUAACAAAGCAUACAUCACUCUCGGCAAGGACCCAAGCCCUGAAGUCAUCCCACUGGCCCCUGGAGCAGAGAUCAAAGCCCAUGGCAAGCUCCACUGUUCACAGCUCUCCACGAACAACUGGGAGCCAGGACUUGCUAGGAGCCAGUGGGUAAAACAAUAGGCAGAUGCUUAUCUGAGACAAUUUGUCAAACCAGGGAAAUGACCUGAGAACUCACAUGAGACACAGACUCAUUUCAAGACUGAUCGCUUGCUGACUGCUGAUCUGGGUGGUGUCUUGGUACAGGGGGAGAAGGCGAGGCUGGAGACCAGAGAGGCCCUCAGUAGAUUUUAAGCCUCUGGAAAGAGGAGAUAGGAAUCAAAAUAGUAUUGAUUUUCAGUGUGCAUAGAAAAACAUGUCAAAACCAAACAAAACCUGAGAUCCAUUUUGUCCCUGGCCUUCUCUCCAUUCAAGAGAAGUGGGGGUCGCUAAGAAAAGCUGGACCAAGAGAUUUAGGAACUAACAGAAAGCUUGUUUAGGAAAAGAUGAAAUCACCCUGUGUUCUGAGAUAUGGGGUAUCAAGUAAACUAAGGAAAGAGAUGAAGCAGUUUUCUAAACUCGAGCUAAGUGCCAAAAUCUUUCAAGAUAGGCACUUCUCAUACACAUAAAAUAAUCAGUCCCAAAUCAAGCAACACAUUUGCUGAGCGCCCAUGGGGUACACAACUUGGCCCGACCCACCACAGGGAAUUACAAUAGAACAGGAAGGCACGGUCUUUGUCCUAGAGGAGGAGAGGGAGCUAAACCAAGCAUGGGAACUUCAUAAUAAAGUCCAUGCCUCGUAAAGAGGCCCUCUGAGUACUUCAGUAAAUACUGGCCUAGGAUGGAGUCCAAGACAACUGAAUUGUAAAAGUCUGGAGCAAACAGCAUGGUGGUAAGAUUGCAAUGAACGAAGAAGACUUUGACUACAUAAACACGAAUGCAGUGGGCUACAGCCGUAUAAAGCCCAACUGCUUAGUAAGGGAGGGAGGAAAGACCAACAAUGUGCAGGCCGCUGCUGCGCACAGCAGCCAAAGAAACCGAGGUCCUUGUUAGAUCUGUGAAAAGGAGGUCCUAAGCAGUAGAUAAAGGAACAAAUAAAUUGAAAGCUAGAAGGAGCCCUAGCAAUCUAUGUCAGGCGGAACAGAGUACCAUGUUGGGGAUACAGGCCAGUACCUCUGGCCAUUGGCUGCUUUUCUCAAACUUCUUGCCUCAAGCACACUUCCCCUAGUCCAUCUUUAAUUCUAUCAUUAAUGUUUUCUAGUUUGCUUAUCACUUCCCUUUCUUUUUCCCUUGGACCGCAGAGGGACUAGCCCUCUGCCCUAGGCUUCAGGGCAAGGAGUAUUAUUAUUGCUGCCAGCGCGCGCGCGCGCGCACACACACACACAAACAAUCUCUCCAUCAGCAAGGCUCUUCUGGACAAUCUCACCCCGACCCCCCCAUACUAAGGAUUGAA